AUGAAGAAAACUAAUGCUUUGAAAUACAUAGGAGUAUUGCUUGUAUGGCUAUUGUUUCUCAAGCCUUCUGUGGGUAGUCAUUUUACCGUGUGGUCAGGGCCUGGGUGUAAUACCCAGGCAUUCCGUUACAGUGAUUGUGGGUGUUCCAACUUUUCAUUCCAGGCAGGAUAUGAGUUUGUAUACGAAGGACAAAGUGCCUUUGUUUAUAGUGCUCCGAGUUGUCAGGGCACAGCAGAUGCUCAGUUUGAUAACAGUGCAAGCGGCUGCACUGGUAUUCCCUGGAGUAGCGUCUUCAUCCAGUGCUCAUAA
Molecule: messenger RNA, 309 nt
Organism: Cryptomeria japonica (Japanese cedar)
Lineage: Eukaryota; Viridiplantae; Streptophyta; Pinopsida; Cupressales; Cupressaceae
Product: antimicrobial peptide 1-like
Exons: 1
Coding region: 1-309 (102 amino acids)
Biological process (GO): negative regulation of growth; defense response
Source: RefSeq, a predicted model, not a curated record